CCGCACCUCAAAAUUGCCACCUUCCCGGAGCUACGUUGAAAGUUGAAUCGCCGUUGAAGGUCUCAAGUGCAUAUAAAAGGCAACCCCGACGAGCUACGAACUGGUCGUCAGACAUGCAGCUCGCACGGGAAGAAAAUACAGGCUUUGUCUAGAUGAGGAGGAGAUGUGGGAGGAUCCUUCGUGUCUUUCUCUGUUCGGACAGUUGAUGGCUUCGUGCCCCGGUCGUUGUGAUCGACGUGGCCGUCGGCGAAAGGCUGAAGGGCGGUUGUAGAUUCCUAUUACGGCAGUCAUCACCGUGUUUGGAGCAGGUGACAGGGUGAUGUUGUGCUUGUUUGUAGUUUCCUAUUGCGGCAGUCAUCACCGUUUCUGAAGCAGUGACAGGGUCAAUCCGUGGUUGUUCUACGAUUAACGUUACCACCAGCCCAACUAGGGUGCGUGGUGUAAUCUGGAUCGAUCAAUUCAAGUGAUGAGUGAUUAGCUAGUAAUCGAUUUGUUGAUGAUUGAUCUCUGAUCUGAUUGGCUACCAAACCGUUAUCGGGUGGGUUCUCGAUCCAGUGGUCCGACUAAAUUGAUGCAUUGACCGGUAUAUCAAUCAAUCAGUCAAGCGAUCGAAUCUUCAGUACGUCAAGCAAUCAAACAGUCGACCGGCUCAAUUUUAAUCAAUCAAUUAAAUCAAUUUAGUCUUGGCUAAUAUCUGACUCUCCGAAUCAUCAUCAGGCUCAGACAGGAUGACUAUGAAGACGCCAGCUGAUUUUCUCAAGUCAAUUCGAGGACGACCGGUCGUCGUCAAAUUGAACUCGGGAGUGGACUACCGAGGGAUUCUUGCCUGCUUGGAUGGGUACAUGAACAUAGCCAUGGAGCAAACUGAGGAGUAUGUCAAUGGGCAGCUGAAGAACAAAUACGGGGACGCCUUCAUUCGAGGAAAUAAUGUCCUCUAUAUCAGCACUCAGAAGCGGGGUGUAGGCGAAUGACCACCCUCUGGACUUUUUUUUUUUGCAGGCACGCCAGGACUAAUUUCGAGUCUGUGAGAGCUGUGAAGGGGUAUUUGACACUGGCCGUGGGAGAGUUCAUCUGCUAGGGGUAGUGUUUUACAUGACCGCUUCGAUUUUUUUGCCCCUUUCGAUUGUGCGUGCCCUGUAUACAAGGCAGGGCAAGGUUAGGUGGGGAGAGGAUACGGAGGUGAGGUUUUUACUGUUCUCAGAGGGAAGUUCCUUGACUGAAUCUUUACUCCUUUUUUCUGUAACCUAAUUGCUAGGUGUAAGGGGGGCGGAAUGCGAAUCUUUGCUUCAGGGGAGUUCUCUCUUUUGCGUCUUGAUAGGCUGUUGUGACCUUGCUGUUUGCUCAUUUGGUUGUUGCAGCUCUCUAUGUUGUUUCUUUUCAUGAGAAUUGUCAUGCUUUGGUUUGGCGAUGAUGCGUAUUUUGGGGGUGUUUAGUUUUUGUUUUGGUGAGGUGUAGUUUUGUAAGGUGUGUGGACAAGAUCUUGAUCUCACUUUUUUGUGAAUACCAACGAGGUGUUGGACAGCUGAGUUGGAAGGAAGAAAGGGAGUUGUCUGCAGAUUUGCAUGGAGGGGUAAUGCAAGAAUGUGUCAGGGAUUUUUCAAAUGCUGAACAGGUUUACUGAAAUGAAAAAAAGGAGGGAGAUAGAGAGCUGUGUAAUGAACCCAGUCUGGAGGAAACUCGUCAAGUGUCGAAGUACAAGAUAACUCAGCGCUCAUCAAUGUCUCCAAUAAUCAUGAAAUGUAAUCUGUGAUACAAUGUCUCGUACUCAGAGGACGAAGGAGGAGAGGGGGAGAAUAGGCUUAGAGGGUGAAAGGGAAAGUAUCAAUCAAUGUCCACGUAGAUAGAAGCCCCCACAUUCCCCUCUCCUUCUUCGGGUCUGGCCUCUCUGCCACGUCAGCAAACAGUGUCCAAGAAACGAGCCAGACAAGAUCUAAUCACAACGAAGCGCCACGCAUGCAUAGUUCUCCCAUGAAGACGUCACAGCAGCGCGCAAUGUCGCUAUCAGCAACAGGUACCUCUCUCUCUCACUCAAUCAAUCCACAGAUCCUGAUCUCCCUCCUUGUCGCGUCCAAAUCAGCAAUGAAGACAGCGUGGCAUG
This is a messenger RNA of Chara braunii, 2098 nucleotides long. The record is from the annotation of a GenBank genome assembly. Lineage: Eukaryota; Viridiplantae; Streptophyta; Charophyceae; Charales; Characeae.